Symbiodinium necroappetens is the source of this 477-nucleotide messenger RNA. Lineage: Eukaryota; Dinophyceae; Suessiales; Symbiodiniaceae. The record is from the annotation of a GenBank genome assembly.
AUGAAGGGCCUUUGCGCCGUAUCAUGCUUUGUCGCGAAGCCGCCUGACCUCAGUCACACAGACCUCGGUCAAAACAUCCCUUCGGACCCCACAGAGCGGGUGGAUAAGGCUUCAAGCUUGCUGGACAACUUGGGCCGAAGCUUGCGAACAGUGCGGCAUUCUGCAGAUGAACUUGCGAACGCCGGUGCUAUCCUGGCUGAGAAGGGAGAUCGAAUGGCCGACGUGGCGAACUACAUCAAGGAGGCCAAGGCCCAUUCGGCGAAGAUGCAAGCCAACAUUGCCGAUAUCCUGAGGUUGAUUAAAGACAUGAAGAGUGCAUCAGAAGCUGGCGUGACCUUGCCAGCUUGUCUACUUGCAUCUGCAAUGCCGCCUGUGAAUACACUGGCGCGCUCGCAGUCCAAUUUGAAGACCCCUCGGAGCUGCAGUAUGCCUGCACGGGCACGAGCCAGCUUCGAAGACAUCCUUGACUUUCUAUGA